Messenger RNA from Ficedula albicollis (Collared flycatcher), 3195 nucleotides. RefSeq names its product DnaJ heat shock protein family (Hsp40) member B5 (gene DNAJB5). Lineage: Eukaryota; Metazoa; Chordata; Aves; Passeriformes; Muscicapidae. The transcript is spliced from 4 exons. Gene Ontology annotation, biological process: negative regulation of transcription by RNA polymerase II. The record is from RefSeq and is a predicted model, not a curated record. Gene Ontology annotation, cellular component: cytosol. Gene Ontology annotation, molecular function: protein-folding chaperone binding. Bases 414 to 1457 code for a protein of 347 amino acids.
GCUGUCAUCACCCCGACUUGGGUCUCAGGUCCCCAGCUGGGAGAGAACCAGGCAAGGGGAUGGACCGAGGCCGGCAGCUACAUUUGGACAUAGCUCAGCCCUCCUGACUCAGCCAGGGGGGACGGAGAGGGACGUGGUCCUGGCCUGACGUUAGCAGUGGCGUGGCCCCUAUAAUAGCGCCGUGCCCCGACUUGAGCUCUCUCUCCCUGUCAGCCUCAGAGAUGAGUCUGUCCAUCCCAGCCUUGGGGCUCAGCGGGAUUAAACCAGAGCUGGGACACAUUCUGGUGCCGGGGCUCUGACCUCUGUUGGGAAGCGUGGACUUGAGCCGGCUCUGGUGCUGCUGGCCCGUGGGACACAGGGAGCAUCGGCUCCGUGAUAAGAAUAAGUACUCAGCUCCCGGCAGCGUCACCGUCAUGGGGAAGGACUAUUACAAGAUUUUGGGCAUCCAGAGCGGCGCCAACGAAGAUGAAAUCAAGAAAGCAUAUCGGAAAAUGGCCCUGAAAUAUCACCCUGACAAAAAUAAAGACCCCAAUGCUGAGGAGAAGUUCAAGGAGAUUGCAGAGGCUUAUGAUGUCCUGAGUGACCCCAAGAAACGAGCUGUGUACGACCAGUAUGGGGAGGAAGGUCUCAAAACUGGAGGUGGCUCUUCAGGUGGCUCAGGGAACACCUUCCACUACACCUUCCAUGGAGACCCUCAUGCCACUUUUGCCUCCUUCUUUGGAGGCUCCAACCCUUUCGACAUCUUCUUUGCCAGCAGCCGCUCCCGGAUGUUCAACGGCUUUGACCAGGAAGACAUGGAUAUGGAUGACGACGACGACCCUUUCAGUGCCUUCGGCCGGUUUGGCUUCAACGGCAUCAAUGGGGUUCACCGGCGGCACCAGGAGUCCCUGCACACGCGGAGGAAGGUCCAGGACCCGCCUGUCAUCCACGAGCUCAAGGUGUCCCUGGAAGAGAUCUACCACGGAUCCACCAAGAGGAUGAAGAUCACUCGCAGAAGGCUCAACGCUGAUGGCCGGACCAUGCGGACUGAGGACAAGAUCCUAAACAUUGUCAUCAAACGGGGUUGGAAGGAGGGAACCAAAAUCACAUUCCCCAAAGAAGGGGAUGCCACUCCAGACAACAUCCCUGCAGAUAUUGUCUUCAUCCUCAAGGACAAGCCUCACUCGCACUUCAAGAGAGAUGGGACGAACGUGAUCUACACGGCGAACAUCAGUCUUAAAGAGGCCUUGUGCGGCUGCACCGUGAACAUUCCCACCAUCGACGGACGGGUGAUCCCGCUCCCCUGCAACGACAUCAUCAAGCCAGGGACAGUGAAGAGACUACGUGGGGAGGGGCUGCCCUUCCCCAAGGCCCCCAGCCAGCGAGGAGACUUGAUCGUGGAGUUCAAAAUCCGCUUCCCGGACAGAAUAGCUCCCCAGACAAGACAGAUCCUUAAGCAGCACCUCCCGUGCUCCUAGAGCCCAGGGACUCUCCUCCAAAGCAGCAAUACUCCAGACGCAUGUGCCACAGCACCUGGCCUGCACAAAGCCAAGGUGCCACAGCACUUUUAAAUGCAAAAAAAAAACAAAAUACCAACCCCUCACACUACUUGUUUCCCCCAAAAACCCCAUCCGACCCACCCCCUAUCCAUCCUUCUUGGCCGGUUUUUUACUCCAACAACAGGGAGACUCCUGUCUGCUGCGGCUCUCCCAGCUGCCAGAUCUUUUCUUUCUCCCCAGAGGUCCAUUGUUUUUUUGCCUCGCACGAGCGAGCACUGUGGGCCGUUUGCCCGGGGAGGUGCGUCGUGUUGUGGGUUUUUUAUGUCACCUGCUUUUCAGGCCACUCUUCCCACAAGAAGCUGGGCUUGUCGGGGUCCAGCGCUGUGUAAAUAGGGCUCCGCAGGAUCUGGCCUCCCCGCUGCUGGUUUUUCUCUUCCCCUCUUUGACACUUGCUGCUGUUUGGGGUCCCGGCUGUACCGCGGUGCCCAUCACUCCCGCCUGCGGUGGCCCCCCCAGUAGCCGGACAAUUUCUCACCUGGGGCCACGGUACCAACUCCAGCCGUGGUCCGCUCUCCUGUGCCAAGCCUACACCGAGCCUCGGCUGUGCCAAACAAUGGAGCACGUGGGGAUGGUCCAUCCAGCCUCCUGCCCCUGCCCGGGGAUGUCCCCCGUGCCCCUGGGCAGCACUGGCCUGCCCCUGCUGCCCACAGGGCCCCAGCCAGCAGGAGGAGGGGGGAAAGCCCAGGGUGGAGCUUUCUUUUAUCAGAUGUGUUGAGUUUGCAUUGCUGCUUUUAUUUUUUAAAUACAUAUAUAUAGAGCUCAUUAGAUAAACUUCGUAAAGGUUUUUCUCUGCCUGUAUUGGGGAUACUGGCCUGACGCACCCAGGCUUUUUUUUUGAAAGGGGGAUGAUUCAGCCACACGAACAGCAAACCCCCGGAGUGGGGUUGUGUGUGCGUGUAGCACUAAUCUGGGUGCAAAAGCAGAGCCAAGCGUGAGCAGAGCUGUGGGUUUCACUAGUGUUUCAGGUCAAAUUAGGGAUUCUAAUAAGAAGAGAGAGGCGUGUGUAUAUAUUUUUCUACAGGGACAAUUCAUUCAGGAGGUGUUUCUGGACAUCAGGGCGGAGCUGGGACGUGCAUGAGGCAGUCUGUUUAGUGGCUACAUUUUCAAAUACUGUAUUUUUUUAAAACCUUUGGAUUUCCAUCAGGAGAAUUUUUAUAUUUCUUACCUUUCUCAGCCCACUCUGCCUCAUGCCCAUUUUUUUUUCCCAGGAAAGGGCUGCUAUGGAGCGGGAGGCACGUUCCACCUGGCUUUGUACAGCUCCUCUUUCACCUCAGCACUGCCGAGAAAACCCCUGCCAAAAUAUUCCCCCAGGCCCCAGGAAUCUUUUUUUUUUUAUUUUAAUUCCUCAAAAAAAAUAUUUGCUGACUUGAAGCAGGGGGUCCCUUGGUGUGGGGGGGCUGUGCAUGGGGUGCCCUUGGGGCUGAGGGUGCAGCUGUACAGUGUUACCCUGGGGGGUGAGGAGACCUGUGAGGCACUGCUGAAUCAAUCACCCGCUUUGGCCAGCGAGGGGAGGCCACUGGUUCCCUCCACUGGUCCCUGUGGAGUUCUAUGUGGAGAAAUGUGGUGGACGAGAAGACAGGCCAGCACGCAGAUGCAAGCUGAUUUGUUUUUCUCAGUUUCAAUGAGACCUGAAUGUUUUAUAGUGGGGUUUUUUGUA